Molecule: messenger RNA, 1506 nt
Organism: Rhodamnia argentea
Lineage: Eukaryota; Viridiplantae; Streptophyta; Magnoliopsida; Myrtales; Myrtaceae
Product: 60S ribosomal protein L3-1
Exons: 6
Coding region: 140-1309 (389 amino acids)
Biological process (GO): translation; ribosomal large subunit assembly
Cellular component (GO): ribosome; cytosolic large ribosomal subunit
Molecular function (GO): structural constituent of ribosome; RNA binding
Source: RefSeq, a predicted model, not a curated record
AUUUGGAAAAAUACAGAACCUCUCUGCCUUGCCUAGGGUUCUCUUUCCCUAUAAGCCCUUGAGCCAGUCUUGUCGCGGUCGCAGAACCGCCUUAGGCUUUCGGAGCUCGCUGCAGCAGCAGAUUACUAGGGGUUGAAGAAUGUCACAUCGGAAGUUUGAGCAUCCCAGGCACGGAUCACUCGGAUUUCUUCCGAGAAAGAGAGCAUCCCGUCACAGAGGGAAAGUGAAGGCUUUUCCUAAGGAUGAUCCUACCAAGCCUUGCAGGCUCACUGCCUUCUUGGGCUACAAGGCAGGGAUGACUCACAUUGUCAGGGAGGUCGAAAAGCCCGGAUCAAAGCUUCACAAGAAGGAAACAUGUGAGGCAGUGACAGUCAUUGAAACCCCUCCAAUGGUGGUGGUUGGUGUUGUGGGUUAUGUCAAGACCCCUCGAGGCCUUCGCUCAUUGAACACAGUGUGGGCUCAGCAUUUGAGUGAGGAAGUGAGGCGCAGGUUCUACAAGAACUGGUGCAAAUCUAAGAAGAAAGCAUUCACCAAAUACUCUAAGCAGUAUGAAACUGAAGACGGAAAGAAGAACAUACAAGCUCAGCUUGAGAAAAUUAAGAAAUAUGCAACCGUUGUUCGUGUUUUGGCUCACACUCAGAUCAGAAAGAUGAAGGGUUUAAAGCAGAAGAAAGCACACUUGAUGGAAAUCCAGGUCAAUGGUGGGACUAUUGCUCAAAAGGUGGACUUUGCAUAUGGCUUUUUUGAGAAGCAAGUUCCCAUUGACGCUGUGUUCCAGAAGGAUGAGAUGAUUGACAUAAUCGGAGUGACAAAGGGUAAAGGUUACGAAGGUGUUGUCACCCGGUGGGGUGUAACACGUCUUCCUCGUAAGACUCACAGGGGUCUAAGGAAGGUUGCUUGUAUUGGUGCGUGGCAUCCUGCUAGGGUCUCGUUCACAGUUGCUAGGGCUGGUCAGAACGGGUACCACCACCGCACUGAGAUGAACAAGAAGGUUUAUAAAAUUGGCAAGGUUGGUCAGGAGUCCCACACUGCUCUUACUGAGUUUGACAGGACCGAGAAAGACAUUACUCCAAUGGGCGGCUUCCCGCACUAUGGCUUGGUGAAAGAUGACUAUGUGAUGAUCAAGGGAGGCUGUGUUGGACCCAAGAAAAGGGUGGUGACACUCCGACAGUCCUUGCUCAAGCAAACCUCUCGUGUGGCUCUGGAGGACAUCAAGCUCAAGUUCAUCGACACCUCUUCUAAGUUUGGACAUGGCCGAUUCCAGACAAUGCAAGAGAAGCAGAAGUAUUAUGGACGCUUGAAGGCUUAAUGAAGCAAAUAAUUAAGUCCGACUAUCCUGGUCACGGAUCGCUUGGAGAGGGCUUCUGGUUGUCUCUUAUGAUAUGGAAUCCUUUUUCCGACAUCGAUUUCCAAUCUAUGAAAUUUUGUUUUAGUGUGUGGUAUUUUUGUUCUACAUAUUGUAGUUUCCUGAUUUGGAUAGAGAUAAGGAUGGUUCGUUUGAGAAAA